UUUUUAAAAAAGAAAAGAAAAGAAAAGAAAAGAAGAAAAGAGAAGCUCUCAUCUCCUUUUUAUAAAACCUCUGAAAACGCCAGAUUCCAACAAUCCUUCUUCGUCUUGAAGAAUUCCAUUCUCUCAUUUUGGGAAGGCGUUGGGGGAGAGAGGCAAUGCAUUUGCUGGAAAAGCUCAGGAGAGAUGGAAUCCAUGUGAAAUUGAGAUGAAAUGCAAAUGAAAUUAUGCGAACCCUAUGUGAUGUUUGCGAGAGCGCCCCUGCGAUCCUCUUCUGCGCUGCCGACGAGGCUGCCCUCUGCCGAUCCUGCGACGAGAAGGUCCACAUGUGUAACAAGCUUGCUAGCCGACAUGUACGAGUAGGACUUUCUGACCAAAGUUAUGUUCGUCGCUGUGAAAUAUGUGAAAAUUCACCUGCUUUCUUCUACUGUGCAAUAGACGGUAGCUCCCUUUGCUCGCAAUGUGAUGUUACCGUUCAUGUCGGAGGUAAAAGGACCCAUGAAAGAUAUCUCCUGUUGAGGCAGAGGGUUGAGUUUCCAGGGACUCGACCUGCCUCUGGUGAGAACUUGGCCUUGCAACUGACGGAUCCAGUUGAAUCAAGGCAGGAACAGAAUCAGCUACCUAAACUGGCAAUAGAAGGGAACUUACAAAACCACAAGGUCUCUCCUGUUCCGAUUGUCAAUGUUAACAUGGACAACCAUCGCAAGAUGGACUCUCCAAUGAUUGAUCUCAACACCAGGCCACAACGGGUUCAUGAGCAAUCUUCAAAUGCCCAGGGUCCAUUACUUCGGAAUACAACAAAAAGAUGAUGAAAACAUGGAGAAAAAGUGAAGGAGAUGGAUGUUUUAAGUGGUAGUAAUCACGAGUGUGAGAGCGUGGUUCCUGUGAGAUCUAUCAAAGGGGAGCUGCAGAAGUGAGCAAGGUAGAGCUUUUAUAACUCUCAUUGAUGUGUGUUGAUAUUUCUCCUAUUUUCACCAUUUUUUCCCUUUUUUAGAGAAAAAAGAAAAUGAACACUAGUUUUUUUGUGGGUUUUGGGUAUUUCACCAACAAACUGUGUUUAGACUAAAUUUAUUCGAGAAUAUAUCCACGACCCACAUUACAGAUAGAUGCAUGACACUGUAACGUAUGGUUCAUCUCUCAAAAUGUUAAAAGAAUGCCUGGGGACUGGUUGUACAACAUCUGUUGCAAUUCUGGGAAAUGCAUUUUGUACAGUAUUAUCUUUUAUUUGAAUUUAUAAGGAGAGUGCUAGAAAAUUAUGUUGGGUAA
Magnolia sinica is the source of this 1263-nucleotide messenger RNA. Its product is annotated as B-box zinc finger protein 19-like. Gene Ontology annotation, cellular component: nucleus. The coding region runs from base 225 to 806 and encodes 193 amino acids. The transcript is spliced from 6 exons. Gene Ontology annotation, biological process: regulation of DNA-templated transcription; photomorphogenesis. NCBI's taxonomy places the organism in Eukaryota, Viridiplantae, Streptophyta, Magnoliopsida, Magnoliales, Magnoliaceae. The record is from RefSeq and is a predicted model, not a curated record. Gene Ontology annotation, molecular function: zinc ion binding.